AUAUCCAUACCACCUUGCUGUCUAUUUACUCAAAAUCUUCAUAACUUGUUUAAAGCACAUUUAAAGUGGGUAUAAACAUCUACCGAGCAUGCGCAAAAUUAAUUAAGCUCAACUGGAGUCUUAAGAUCGAGAAUCCCGCACCGCAGCAUAUACACAGCACAGGGGAGAUGAUAGUGCGGUUGUACAGAGUUGAAGAUGUUGGCAGUGUAAAAUUUAUAAUCUAAAAGUGUUUAUCUUUCUCGUUUUACAGUAACCUUACAUUUUCUCGUCAAGGUCGUUCAAUAAACUCUUAAAACUUGAAGGCAUCAUAUGUGAUUUAAGUGUAGUUCGCUUAUUUUCGUUACUACGAGUUAGUAAAUAUGUGUAUUCGUUCAUAUUAGUGACAUUUGUUGAUAUUAUUUGAAAAUCUUCGACCAUACUUAGUUUUGAGCCAAAUGAAAGUUGGCAGGUUGAGGUUGGUUUGCUCCACUCCCCUGACUGAGUGUAAACAACAUUGCAAUGUUGCUGAUAGAAAAUAUUACAUGUACUGCCAUAUUUAGAUGACCCGCCACUUACAAUGGUCAGAAGACGUGAUAAAUUUGUGUUUUAUGUCAAACAAUAAAAUGCAAGAAUGGUAUCUUAUGAAAUCACAUUUCUACUUUAUUUAUGUGUGUGGAUUUUGGUAUUACAUUCAUCCACCGCCCUAUCAGACCAACAUGACUUCAAAUACAUUUCCUAUAGAGAUCUCCAAUCAUCUGUUACAACUUUUCAAGCAGAAGAUAACUCCUCAUUUUCACAAAUGUUGUUCGACGUAUCCAGAAAUCAAAUGUUUUUAGGAGCAAGGGAUGGGUUUUUCAGAUUGUCGUUAUCACAACUAAGUCUUUUGGAGUACGUAAAUUGGGAAUCGUCUGAGCAAAAGCGGCAUUCUUGUAUAGAGAAGGGACAGAGUGAUGAAAACUGUCACAAUUUUAUAAACAUAAUUCUGAGCAACGAUAGAGAAUUACUAAUUUGUGGCACUAAUUCAUUUUCACCCCAGUGUUCGUGGAGAGAGAUCGACAACAUAACUAGUGUUAUCAAAAUAGUGGAUGGUGUAGCCCAGAGUCCAUUUAACCCCAAUGCAAAUAUUACAGCCCUUUUAUCAGAAAAUGGAUACUACUACUUCGGAGGACCAGCAGACGCUUUCGGAUCUCAGUCCCUCAUAUCAAAAAGUUCCGAAAACAACGUGGUACUGAGAACUAAACCUUACAAUAAUUUCUGGCUCAAUGAGCCGCAGUUUGUGGGUUCUUUUGAGAGUGAUCGGUUUGUUUAUUUUUUAUUUAGAGAAUCAGCAGUGGAAUAUAUGAACUGUGGGAAAGUUAUCUAUUCGAGAAUAGCGAGGAUAUGUAAAAACGAUAAUGGCGGUGGGCAAAUGUUCAAAGAUAACUGGACUACGUACAUCAAAGCUAGAUUAAACUGCUCUAUAAGUGGUGAUUACCCUUUUUAUUUCCAUGAAAUCCAGGGUAUGUUUUAUGUCCCCAGUGAGAAUGUCGUAUAUGCUAGUUUUAGUACCUCUUCGAAUAGUAUAGCAGGAUCAGCAGUGUGUGCAUUCAAUAUCACCUCUAUAAACAAAGCAUUUGAGGGACCUUUUAAAUAUCAGCAGGAUAUAGACAGUGGCUGGAACAAACACAUGAAUCUGUAUAGGAAUCAUUUCAAUUGUGAGUCGUCUCAGAAAAAUAUCAAUUUAUUAGAUAUAUCUAAAUAUCAACUGAUGGAUUCAGCUGUUCAGGCUACAACAUUUGAUCCUUUAUAUUCAACAACAGGAGAACGUUUUACCCAUAUCACAGUAGAUGUAGUGGACACAAAACUGGUCACUGUACAUGUUAUUUAUUUAGUAACACAACAAGGUUAUAUUAAGAAGCUCAGUUUACUACCACGUCAUAAAACAGCAUGUGUGGUUGAAAUUUGGCAAGCAGUUCCAGAUGCAAACAUUCCUAUAACUAGUAUGCAAUUCCUAAAAAAGACCAAUUCAGUGUAUAUAACAAGUCCUUUAGGUUUAUCACAAAUUUCUGUGGGUCAUUGUAGACGACACUCUUCUUUGGAAGGUUGUAAAAACGCCAUGGACCCUUAUUGUGGAUGGAAUGAAAUGGAAGAGACUUGUGCCUUAGUUCCUGAAGAUAGUUUUCGUAGCCAGUUUGGAAAACCGGAGAUAACCUCUUGUCCAGUUUUGAAUACUCCCGUAAAUGGGGGUUGGAGUGCUUGGUCCAAUUGGGCUCCCUGUUUUCAUAAAAGUUUAUCAGAUUAUAAUUCCUCUGAUCAUUGCUUGUGUCAAACUCGUCAGUGCAAUAAUCCUGUUCCUGUAAAUAAGGGAAAACCCUGUGUAGGUCCAUCAAUAUCCGUAACAAAUUGUACUGUUCAUGGAGGAUGGUCUGAUUGGUCAGCAUGGUCAGCGUGUUCUGCAACUUGUGGUACUGCAGUUAAAAGCAGGACCCGAACAUGUACUAAUCCUGCGCCAGCUUUCGGGGGAAGAGUGUGUGUGGGGCAGGAUAGAAGUGAAGCACUUUGUACAGAAUAUGCACCAUGUCCUUCUCAACCAGUUGAUGGUGGUUGGGGUCCUUGGUCUCCAUGGACUUCUUGCACAGCUUCUUGCGCUGGAGGUUACCAGUUGAGACAACGAAAAUGUGAUAAUCCCAUUCCUCACAACGGAGGACAGCACUGUAAAGGAAAUGAUAUCGAAUAUGAAAGAUGUAAUGACGUUUCUUGUAAUGAAAUCAAAAAGUUCUACUCCACGGAUUGGAUUAAUACUAAUGGCACAUCUUAUCACAAAAAACGGUAUAAAAUUAUUUGUAAAGCACCAGUUAAAUCACCAGGUCAGAUAAAAAUAUCAGUUAAAGAAGAAGAUAAAUAUUGCUCAAAUUCACAAUGUACCAAUGACGAUUACGAAAGUAGCUGGAACCAGUGGACCAAUUGGUCAGAUUGUUCAGUGAGUUGUGGGGGAGGUACACAGAAACGUGUUAGAACAUGCAAGAAAACGAGAAAUUGCGUAGGCGAAUCAACGCAAACGAAAGAGUGCAAUACUCACAGCUGUGAAGAUUCGUGGGGUUGUUGGUCCGAAUGGUCUCCCUGCAACGUUUCUUGUGGAUGGGGAGUUAAGAUCCGCACCAGAUCUUGCUUAGGAAAAACUUGCAAUGAUGUAGUGAGGGAAGAACAGCCGUGCGAAGAUCAACCAUGUGAAGCCAUUUUGGGAUGGGGAAAUUGGACGGAAUGGUCGCUCUGUGAUAGUAACAACGAACAACAUAGGAAAAGAAAAUGUUUUCACGAAAAUCCAGGCCCAUUGGAAUGCCAAGGAAAAGACUUUGAAACUAGAAUUUGUUUUGGAGAACUACCAAACGCAAUAUCAUCCAUUCAAAACACCUUGCUGGAACAGGAAUCUUGUUUCUCUGUAGGACUUUCGUUUUUCUUUGUAGGUGUCAUAGUAGGUCUCUUGCCAUAUCUUGCAUACCUCAUCUACAAUCACAUCUCCAAGAAAAAAAAUAUCAUACCUAGUUCGCCUCAUUAUAUUUCAGCUCAACAGAAUUCGUAUAUUCUAGUCCCUACGAAGAAAAAACUGCCUAAGAAGCGCAGCUUCUCCUUGCAUCACAACAAUAGCGGAACUGGAGUAAAAGGUGAGAAGUUUUUCCCUCCAGACUUUGAUGAAAUACCUACAACGUUGAAGAGAAGUAGUCACGAAGACAAAAAUGUUUUUAAUAAUGAGGCUGAAAGUGACAGGUGGUCAUAGGUGUCAUCAGAAUAUGCGAGGUUUGUUAAAAACGUGACUUCAAAUUUCGUGGGCCACCUACGUCGAUUUUAUUUUCGAUAGUUUGUUUUUGACAUAUUAAAGGUUAGAUAUGUUUUGGUGUGGUCGAUCCAAAAUACACUCACCGGCAGAGAAAACGGGCACCCCAAAAAAUGGGUCAUUUUUAAUGUCUUGUAUUUCCUAAACCUGAUGUCCGAUUUAAGUAAUUUUUUUAAUAUGUUAUAGCCUUAUUCUUUAUCAAUAUCGCUGUAAUAAUAUUGUUGCUAGACAGGUACAUUGUCAUUGUAUACAGGGUGUACGAAUCAAACUGUGUUUUUUUCUCAAACUUUGGAACACCCUGUGGAAUGUUCUAGCUUUUAUAAAAUACUAAAAUUAAAACCCAACUAUAGCCACAGAUUUUCUUAACAUUCUGUUUUUUUAUUCAUUCGCUUAUGUUGGAUAAUAAAAAAGUUAGGCACUUUAACAACUACCCCUGUUUUUCGUCAAUACAGGGUGUUUUUCAAUAAGUAGUUUUUGAUACCAAAUUUGAUUUGCAUAUCACAAACCGUUUUAGAGAAAUAAAUAAAUCGUCAGUUUGUAAGAACAAUUUCAACACCCCCUAUCUCGGAAACGAAGCAUUUGCGGGCAUACAUUUAUAAAGCAAACUGUCAUUAUUUUAUCAUGCAGAAUUACCCCUUAAAGUUUGCCGUACUUAUUUAAAAACACCCUGUAUUAACGAAAAACAGGGGUAGUUGUUAAAGUGCUUAACUUUUUUAUUAUCCAACAUAAGCGAAUGAAUCAAAAAACAGAAUGUUAAGAAAACCUGAGGCUACAGUUUGGUUAUAAUUUCAGUAUUUUAUAAAAGCUAGAACAUUCCACAGGGUGUUCCAAAAUUUGAGAAAAAAACACAGUUUGAUUCGUACACCCUGUAUACAAUGACAAUGUACCUGUCUAGCAACAAUAUUAUUACAGCGAUAUUGAUAAAGAAUAAGGCUAUAACAUGUUAAAAAAAUUACUUAAAUCGGACAUCAGGUUUAGGAAAUACAAGACAUUAAAAAUGACCCAUUUUUUGGGGUGCCCGUUUUCUCUGCCGGUGAGUGUAUAUAUCCAAAAUCAAAAGAAUCUUUAUUAAAUUUUAUAUAUUUUUUGUGGCUAUUCCAGAGUCCAGAGACCUUAGGGAAUGCCAAAAGCAACGUUUGCGAUUGCAAAAAGUCUGGAUCCGAACGCAUAUUUACAAAUGCUCAUAUACUACGGCACCAGAGUGCUGAAAUCAGCCUUUGAUAUACACUAUUACACUACAAACCCUCAUUGAUUUAGGCACCUAUUAAAUUACAAGACAUCUAUUAAAUUAUGAUGCCUAAGUUUUUAUUGCAAUUCAUAUUAUUGUAAGUAUUGUAUAUUUCAAUUUAUUGUAUUCAAAUAGAAAUGUCGAAACUGCAAUAAUAGUCCAGGGUAAUAAGGUUUUUCCCAUGACACUUGAGCAGCCAGGGUACUGAAGCGUUUUUUCGACAGGUAAUACCUAUAAGAGCAAAUUGUAACUAUUUCCUGCGUAGGAUCUGGCGGCCAUUUUUAUUUAUAAACAAUUAAGUGUCAAAAAAUGGCAUUUUUCCCUUUUUUUUCAAAUCAAUGGAAAACGGUGAAACCUAUGGUUUUUUUAGUACAAAUAUCUUUGAGAUUAUGAAAAAAGCUUUAAAAUGACGUAUUACAAAGUUUGAUAUACUCAUUUAUUGUUAAUAUAAUUGCGAAAAAAGGUCGGAAUUGCAAAAAAAAAUAAUUUCCCAAUAUCUAUUGUAAAAAUUAGUAUACAGCUUUGAAAUUUUUGUCAUAUAAGGGCUCUUUGGUGGUUAAUAUGUGAUAAAAAUUUCAAAGCGAUUCAUUCAAUUGUUUAAAUUUUAUUCAAAUUGUUUAUCCCAGAGAGCAGUUUUUUUGCAAUGACAUAAGUCAGAAAAACAUGACGUUAGAACCAUUUCACAGGUGUCAAAUGAAAGAGCAUGAGCUAUAUUUUUAACUUGGUUUAAAAAAAGCGAAUAAAAAAUGCAUUUAUUAGUAAUAAAUAAUUAUGCAAAAGUACCUUUUCUUAUAAACUUUUUAUUUUGUUAUAUAAGAAAUUAUAUAUAUUUAUUACAAUUUUUUAUCAAUUAUGAUAUAAAUAACAUUAUUUGGUAGUUGUGCACUUAAAAUAGGGUAAAAAAGUUAAUUUUUUUGGAAACAGUUAUCCAAAAAGUUUAUAAGGAAAGAUUUACGAUACUUUUGCAUAAUUAUUUAUUACUAAUAAAUGCAUUUUUUAUUCGCUUUUUUUAAACUAAGUUGAAAAUAUAGAUAGAUCAUGCUCUUUCAUUUGACACCUGUGGAAUGGUUCUAACGUCAUGUUUUUCUGACUUUCGUCAUUGCAAAAAAAUGCUCUCUGGGAUAAACAAUUUGAAUAAAAUUUAAACAAUUGUAUGAAUCGCUUUGAAAUUUUUAUCACAUAUUAAGCACCAAAGAACCCUCAUUUGACAAAAAUUUCAAACUUGUAUACUAAUUUUUACAACAUUUAUUGCGAAAAUAUUUUUUUUGCAAUUCCGACCUUUUUUCGCAAUUAUAUUAACAAUAAAUGAGUAUAUCAAACUUUGUAAUAUGUCAUUUUAAAGCUUUUUCCAUAAUCUCAAAGAUAUUUGUACUAAAAAAAUCAUAAGUUUCACUGUUUUCCAUUGAUUUGAAAAAAAAAGGGAAAAAUGCCAUUUUUUGACAGUUAAUUGUUUAUAAAUAAAAAUGGCCGCCAGAUCCUACGCAGGAAAUAGUUACAGUUUGUUCCAAUAGGUAUUACUUGUCGAAAAAACGCUUCAGUACCCUGGCUGCUGAAGUGUCACGAACAGGGUAUAUUUUUGUCUUAUUACCCUGGCCUAUAAACCUAGCAUAGGUACUUAAGAAUGUGUUUUUUGACCCUAACCCGAGAAACAAAUAAAACAAAAAUUAAAACAAAAACGCCAAUGAAUAAAAAACAAAUAAAUAUUUUAUUUUUAUUUAUUUAUAAGUACAGAUAUAAUUACUCGUAUACAGUGCGCCCAUAAAGUAACGUAUAAAUUCAUUAUUAACUAAAUAAACAACAUUAUUAGAAAUUGCCGAAGCAGGUCUAUUUUUGAUUUUAUGAUUUUUUGGCAUAUAUAUCGGACUAGUGACGUCAUCCGUCUGGACGUAAUCGAUGAUUUUUUCAAUAAGAAUAGGGAUCGUGUCAUAGCUCAUUUGAAAGGCAAUUCAAUUCUCUAUUCAGUAAUAUAAACAUUAACAUAAUUAUUUAUACAGGGUAUCCAAAAACAAUUUUUUAAUUAAAUUGAUUGACACAAAAAGAAGACUUUGCGUAGUUUAUUUAAUUCAAAAUACAUUUCACUGCUGUCAGAAAACAGAAAUAAAAUAUAAACAUUACUUUUUGCUUAAAUUUAUUGUUUAAGCUGCCACCCACCUGCCUAUUGACAGUUUGAACAUUUAAUUUUUUUUUUUAUCAACUCCCAGUAUAUUUACAAUCUGUCACAUAUAUAAUAUUGAAGGACAAUAAGUAAAUGGUCGGAUAUUUACAUUGGACAUGUAGGAAAUAUUUCCAGUGAAUUAUUUCCUUUACAUAAUUAACCUAUUUACUUAAAACCGUUAUUUGUUUGUUAUUCUGAGUACACUUAGUUAAACCUGCGUAUCAGGUCCGUUGGUUUAAAUUUUUUUAAGCGGCGCACCUCACCUACGGUGUUAAAUAGAUCACUCGCGAGGGGGUUCACAUGCGUAUUCGCUAUAUCCCGAUAUUUUUCACUAUGUCGUUUUAUUUCACUUUUGAUGGUGGGGAUUUCUAAGUUUCUUUCUAUUGCUGCAUUUGGCACGUACCAGGGGGCAUUGACUAUUAUUCUUAAAACCUUAUUUUGGAACCUUUGAAGUAUUUCUAAGUUUGAAUUUGACGCUGUGCCCCAUAGCUGGAUUCCAUAUGUCCAGAUUGGUUUUAGAAUUGAUUUAUAUACAAGUAUUUUGUUUUGAAUGGUCAGUUUUGAUUUCCUGCCGAUAAUCUAGUAUAGUUGCAGCAGUCUAAGUCCUAGUUGUUUUCGCUUGUUGAAUAUAUGUGUCCGCCAUGUGAGGCGUUUGUCUAGGUGCAUGCCUAAGUAUUUCCCACUAUCAGCUUGUGCUAAUUGGCUGUUAUUUAGUUUCACUGGUGGACACUGAUCUCUUUUCAUCGUGAAAGUAACGUGUAUUGAUUUGGAUUCAUUCGCUUUUAUUUUCCAUUUUUUUAGCCAUACUCCUAUUUUGUUCAAGUUUGUUUGUAGGUUUCUUGUAGCUCCUGCAGGAUUGUGAUGGGAGGCAGUAUUGCUGUAUCAUCAGCAAAGAACAUUUAAUUUAAGCGAAAAGCAAUGUUUAUUUGCCAAAUAAUAAUUUUAUUUAAAUUACGCACAUUCGUCUUUUUGUGUCAUUUCAUUUAAUAUAAAAAAAGAAUUUGGACACCCUGUAUUAAUAAUUAUGUUAAUGUUUAUAUUAUUGAAUAGAGAAUUGAAUUGCCUUUCAAAUGAGCUAGCACACGACUCCUAUUCUCCUUUAAAAAAUCAUCGAUUACGUUAUCACGUCCAGACGGAUGACGUCACUAGUAUGAUAUAAAUAUAUGCCAAAUAUCAUAAAUUAAAAUCAAAAGUUGACCUGUUUCGGUAAUUUCUAAUUAUGUUGUUUAUUUAGCUAAUAAUGAAUUUAUGCGAUACUUUAUGGACGCACUGUAUACGAGUAAUUAUAUCUGUACCUAUAAAUAAAUAGAAAUAAAAAAUAUUUAUUUCUUUUUUAUUCAAUGGCGUUUUUUAUAAUUUUUAUUUUAUUUGUUUCUUGGGUUAGGGUCAAAAAACACAUUCUUAAAUAUGCUAGGUUUUCAAUGCAGUUUAGACAUUUCUAUUAAAAAUUUCGACAUUUCUAUAAAAAAAAGUAAAGCAACACAAUGUACCUAUGUACCUAUCUAUAAAAAUAAUAUUGUAGUACUUAUGUUAUGAAAUAAGAAAUUUAUGACUAUAAAUCUGCAAUCAAUCACAAACAAGUCUGGCUAAUUGGCUCUGCCAAAGACAUUUUUCAGAAAAGAAAAGACAUUUCUAUUCCUGUUUUUCAAGCAAUAAAUUGAAAUAUAAAUAUACAAUACUUACAAUAAUAUUAAUUGCAAUAAAAACUUAGACACCAAAAUUUAAUAGAUGUCUUAUAAUUUAAUAGGUGCCGAAAUCAAUGAGAGUUUGUAGCGUAAUAGUGUAUUAUGUGUAGUUAUCAAAGGCUAACCGAUUUCAGCACUCUGGUGCCGUAGCCGUAGUAGAGGAGCAUUUGUAAAUAUGCGUCCGGACACAACAUAUUGGACUAACUUGCGCUACUAGGGCUGAAGUAUUGCAGGAAGCAAACUGGAAUGAGCUCAGAAUAAUAGACUACAUUACUGGACAUCUGCAUACAGCAUACAGUGGAGCUGUUUGCUGUAGGAAACUUGAAACAGUCAAACAUAUGUUGCACGACUGUGAAGUACAACAUCAAUGAUUUACAUAACGUAAUGCAAGGCCUUAAUGAAUGCUGUCAUCAAUACGGACUGAAGAUGAAUAAAGAAAACUAAAUGCAUGAUCAUGACUAAAUCAGCAGAUGCAAACAUCCAAUUUAUGAUUGAAGAUAUUGUUAUUGAGAGUGUGGAUAUCUACAAAUACUUAGGAACAUGGAUAACAUCAAAUGUAGAUCAAACCAAAGAAAUUAGGACACGUAUUGAAAUAGCACGUGCAUCAUUCAUUAAACGUAAGAAGUUUCUUUGUUGUCGGGAUAUAAGGAUAGAAAUACGCCUAAGGAUUCUUCGGUGUUACGUGUUCUCUACUCUUCUUUAUGAAUUAGUUGGCCGCCUUUGAAUUCUGACCAAAGAAUGUCAAACUUGGAAGUAACUAGAAGGAUAGGAAGUCAAGCGGAAAUAAUAUUAACUAUCAAAAGACGAAAACUUGAGUAGUUACUUAGGACAUGUGGUGAGAGGACAAAAAUACAAGGCAAAAUUCGAGGAAAGCGAAGUGUGGGAAGACGAAGAACAUCCUGGCUUAAGAACUUGAUGGAAUGGUUUGAAUGCAGUAGUACAGAACUGUUUAGAUAGUCCGCAUAACCAUGAUGAUUUCCAACCUUCGAUAGAAGAUGGAACUUGAAGAAGAAGUACUACAUCACAGGCGAAAUUAAAAUGUUAAGUGUGGGAUUUGAUAAAUCUAUUGAAUUGCUGAGGAUGUCGGCAUUGACAAAACUUAAAAAAUCCUGAAACGGUGGAGAUUGAGGGAUGAGAAAGGUCAUACAAAAAAUUGCAUUUUAGAAAUGCUUCAAGAUUGGACAAAUCGGGUUGAACAAGAGAAAAAAAAAUGAAGUCACUUAUUUUUAACAAAUCUCGUAUAGAAAUACCAACUACAAAAGUACAGGAUGUAUGUUCUGGGAAAAAUUUUUGUCUGAAGUUUCUGAAAGUCUAAUUUUGGCAGCUGAUUAAUUACCAUAAAGUCAUAACUAAAUAAAUCAUAUGUUGUUCUGUUAAUACAUAUUAUUUAGUAUUUUGGCAGCAUCUUACUAUUUCAUUACAUAUUCUAUUGUUCAUUAGAGUCAAAAAAUGUAGUACAAACUUACAACUUCCAAGAAUACAGUCGAAUAUAUUAGAUACGGAUAGGGUGUCCAGAAACUCUACCGAUAAACGAAGACAGGAGAUUCCUUAGAUAAUUUUAAGACAAUUUAACCCAAUUCAUCUACUCCGAAAAUGCUUCCCAAUAGAGCUAGAGCUAUUUGAAGAUGGCGUCUGGUAAUUAGUUUUUCUUAAAUAUCUCCAGAACACUUCUAUUUAGAAAAACGAAAGUUGGCAAACAUUUUUAUCUUCCAGAGAUAAAUCGACUCCAUUCAUUGCAAAUUUCUAUUACCGGUGAUAGGCGUCCGUUUUGCGUAGGGCAACAGUUAUUUUAUCGCAUAACUUUUUUAUCUUUAGUUUUUAAGCAUUUUUGACUCGGGAUUACUAAAUUGUGGGGUAUUCUAAAGCUAAAAGGUACUCUUAUUGUAAGUCGAUAGGAUACACCGUUUUCUAGAAAAAUCGAUUUGAAAAUUUUUCGUUUUUUGAUAAAAAAAAAAUUAAAAAAAAACUAUUUAGAAAAACGAAAACUGGUACGUUUAUUUACAUUCCAAAGAUGAAUUGAUUUCAUCAAUUGCGAAUUUCUAGUACCGGUCAUAUGCGUCCGUUUUGGGUAGAUCAACGGUUAUUUUAUCGCAUAACUUUUUUGUCUUUCAUUUUUAAGAAUUUUUGACACUAAAUUAUUAAAUUAUAAGGUAUUCUAGUACUAAAAGUUACUCUUGCUUUAAGUUGGUGAAAUACACCGUUUUUUUUUAAAUUCUUUUCAAUUUUUUUUUUCAAAUUCAGGAAACGAAAAAUUUUCAAAUCGAUUUUUCUAGAAAACAGUGUAUCCUACCGACUUAAAACAAGAGUAUGUUUUAGUACUAGAAUACCUCACAAUGUAAUAAUCCAGUAUCAAAAAUACUUAAAAGUUAAAGACAAAAAAGUUAUGCGACAAAAAAAACCGUUACCCCACCCAAAACGGACGCUUAUGAUUGGUACUAGAAAUAUAUGAAAACGAAAAAUUUUCAAAUCGAUUUUUCUAGAAAACAGUGUAUCCUACCGACUUAAAACAAGAGUAUGUUUUAGUACUAGAAUACCUCACAAUGUAAUAAUCCAGUAUCAAAAAUACUUAAAAGUUAAAGACAAAAAAGUUAUGCGAUAAAAUAACCGUUACUCCACCCAAAACGGACGCUUAUGAUUGGUACUAGAAAUUCGCAAUGGAUGGAAUCGAUUUAUCUCUGGAAGAUAAAUAUGUGUACCAAUUUUCGUUUUUAUAACUAGAAGCGUCCUGGAGAUAUUUAAGAAAAACUAAUUAAAAGACGCCAUCUUCAAAGAGCUCUAGCUCCCUUAGGAAGCAUUUUCGGACUAAGUGAAUUUCCUGUAUUCGGACACCCUGUAUUCCUGUAUCAUAAGAUUACAGCUAUAUUUUUCCUAGAAUAUAUGUUCAGUACAUAUACCGCAAUUGUUUUGGUGCAAAACGUCUUGCUAACAUAAGACUAUUCAUUGUAUUUUGAUUUCUUCAAAGGUGUAGCUAUUUUUUUAUUAAUUGCAAGAAAAUUGUUGAAAUUGGAAUACUGAAAUAUAUCCUUGUUUUAACAUUUUAAAUUUAACUCUUAAUCGGAAAUCUCCAUUAACCAUCUAUACCAAAAAUACUUUGAAUGAAUAUGCCAAGAUUCCAUCAAAUUAGAGAUAUUGGUGCUUUAUCAUCAUAUUCUGAUGUAUUGAUGUCUAUAAGGUUAUUUUUGUUCCGAAAAAUGAAGAUAGAUUGUUUUAAAAUGUUCGAAAGAGGAAAACGCUUAUCAUACUCUUUCCUCUAUGCAACAUUGGCGGAUCUACGGGCAGGAAAAUGGGGAGAUGUCCCUCCUAACAAAAUUCAAGAAAAAAAAAUUGUUGAAACAAAAAUAUAUUAGCUGACAUGAAACUUAGACCACAGACAGACAAAUUCAACCCAAUACACACGCUAGUUAGGAAAACUAAGUACCCUUUCAGACUAAGACACUCUGACACCGGUGUCCGCCACGUGUCUGGUUGAUUUUAGUCGCUCAACAAUGCAUUGCUACUUUGCUGCAAUUGAACACCAGUGUCUUAGUCAAGAUAUAUAUGCGUGUGUUAUUGACUAUAAUAAAGCAUUCGACAAAGUACCACAUGAACAAUUAAUGCAUGUCCUGGAAUCAAAGAAGCUGGACUACAAUGACCUCAGGAUUAUAUCGAAUUUAUACUAUAAGCAACGAGCAAAAGUACGUGUUAACGACCAAGCUGUCAGAGGAAAUUGAAAUCAGACGUGGAGUGAGACAGGGAUGCGUGUUAUCGCCAAUUCUUUUUAAUGCCUACUCGGAAGAGAUCUUGAAAAAAGCUCUUGAGGGUGAAACAGCUAGAAUAAAGGUAAAUGGAGUUCCCAUUAACAACAGAUAUGCGGAUGACACUGUCAUCUUAGCUGAAAAUAUUGGAGAUCUUCAGAGGCUGGUGACCAGAAUAGCAGAGUUUGGACAAGAAUACGGGCUAACAAUGAAUGUCAAGAAGACAAAGUUUAUGAGAAUAUCUAAAACUCAAAGAGAUAACGAAAAUCUCUUCAUAAACGGAUCCAAUAUCGAACGAGUCGACCAAUAUGCAUACCUUGGAACAAUGAUCAACUCUACAGAAAAUUACUUACAGGAAAGCAAAAUCAGAAUAGAAAAGGCUAGAGCAAACUUUAACAAAAUGAGAAAAGUGCUCUGCACAAGAGAUUUGAAGUUGGAGGUAAGAGCUAGGUUGGCUAGGUGCUACGUUUUCUCAACUUUGUUUUAUGGAAUGGAAGCUUGGACCUUGAAUGCUGCAUCAAUGAAAAAACUAGAAUCAUUCGAGCUGUGGGUGUACAGAAGAAUUCUGAAAAUAUCGUGGACAGAACACGUCACAAACAAAGAGGUUCUGAGAAAGAUGAAUAAAGAAAUGGAAAUCCUAAAUACCAUCAAAACAAGAAAAUUGGAAUAUCUCGGACAUAUUACACGUAGAGAGAGAUACAGCUUGCUCCAAUAAUUGAUUAUGCAGGGAAAGAUUCGAAGCAUAGGGAGACGCAGAAUAUCGUGGCUGCGCAACCUGAGAGAGUGGUACGGAUGUACAUCAAAUGAACUUUUCAGAGUAGCCGUCUCUAAAAUACGAAUAGCUAUGAUGAUUGCCGACCUCCGCCGCGGAGAUGGCACUUAAAGAAGAAGAAUUUAUUUAUAUCUUUAAUGCAGUUUGGGUUUAUUUUUUUUUUGUUUUUUGGUGGGUGUUUCAUUGGAAUUCCCCCCCCCCCCCCCCACCAAGGUAAAUUUCCUUCCCAAGGCAAAUGUCUAAAUCCGCCACUGCUACGCAAGCCGUCCGUUUUACAUAAUACUGCAGCCAAUUGACAGCCUGAUUUGAGUCAUUGCUACAUCUACAACAGUGUCUAAGAGUACAAUAUAAAGUAGCUCUAAGAAAAAACAAGA
Molecule: messenger RNA, 13738 nt
Organism: Diabrotica virgifera virgifera (western corn rootworm)
Lineage: Eukaryota; Metazoa; Arthropoda; Insecta; Coleoptera; Chrysomelidae
Product: semaphorin-5A
Exons: 8
Coding region: 611-3733 (1040 amino acids)
Biological process (GO): negative regulation of axon extension involved in axon guidance; neural crest cell migration; axon guidance
Molecular function (GO): semaphorin receptor binding; chemorepellent activity
Source: RefSeq, a predicted model, not a curated record